This is a messenger RNA of Aspergillus wentii DTO 134E9, 1035 nucleotides long. Its product is annotated as ribonuclease H2 catalytic subunit RNH201. The record is from RefSeq and is a predicted model, not a curated record. Bases 1 to 1035 code for a protein of 344 amino acids. Gene Ontology annotation, biological process: mismatch repair; DNA replication, removal of RNA primer. Gene Ontology annotation, molecular function: RNA-DNA hybrid ribonuclease activity; RNA binding. Gene Ontology annotation, cellular component: ribonuclease H2 complex. Lineage: Eukaryota; Fungi; Ascomycota; Eurotiomycetes; Eurotiales; Aspergillaceae. The transcript has a single exon.
AUGGAGAAUACCAACCGGGGGGCUGACAAUGUGCCCAAAGGGACCAAUACUUUUAUCCCUCCCAGUAUAGAUUGCGCCCGGUUGUUCUCUGGUGAAUCCUUUUCGUAUUAUUCGCCUUGCCCUGUCGCAAUUACGAGUCAAGACGUAUCAUCGGUCUCCCUCGAUGAUGCCAAUGGAUUUACGCCAUGUGUUUUGGGUGUCGACGAAGCCGGCCGUGGACCUGUUCUGGGUCCCAUGGUUUACAGUGCCUUCUAUCUACCACGCGACCUCCAUCACUCCCUCCUAGCCCGAGAUCACAGCUUCGAUGACAGCAAAGUCCUUACGCCUGGUGUGCGCGCCAAUUUGAUGCAGAUGCUUUGUACCCCGGGCCAUUCCCUUUUUGAAUCCUGCGGGUGGGCAACAAAACUUCUUUCUGCGCGUGAUAUCUCAUCGGGGAUGAUGCGACCGGGGGCCGGGGCCUACAACCUAAACGCGCAGGCAAUGGAUGCAACUAUUGAGAUUAUCCGCGGGAUUGUAGAGGAGCGAAGUGUGGAUGUCAAAGAGGUGUACAUCGAUACGAUUGGAAAUCCGGCAACAUAUCAACAGAAGUUGGAGCGGAUUUUCCCCACACUUAAAAUCACUGUUGCGAAAAAGGCGGAUUCUCUGUAUCCUUGUGUCAGUGCCGCAAGUGUAGCCGCGAAAGUGACCAGGGAUAUUGCCCUGGAACUGAGCUACGGAAUAGUGCGCGAAGCUUUGAAAAUCGAAAAAGGCACCACCGAGGGCUGGGGCAGUGGGUAUCCCUCUGACUCCAAAUGUUCCAGCUGGCUUCGAAAAAAUAUGAACCCAAUCUUCGGAUGGGGUAACGAGUGUCGAUUUAGCUGGGGCACCGCAAAGGAAAUGCUCGAAACGAAAGGGGGCACCAAGGUCGAUUGGCCGGUCGAAGAGGAAGAGGGAGCGCAACUCAAAGACUUUCUCUUGCUGUCUGGCACAACAAAGGGUACAGAUCGAGAUGAUCUGCGUGAUUGGUAUGGGCACAAAGCAGCAGAGAUUCUUUGA